Messenger RNA from Hyphopichia burtonii NRRL Y-1933, 1476 nucleotides. Its product is annotated as MFS general substrate transporter. Lineage: Eukaryota; Fungi; Ascomycota; Pichiomycetes; Serinales; Debaryomycetaceae. Gene Ontology annotation, cellular component: membrane. Gene Ontology annotation, molecular function: transmembrane transporter activity. Gene Ontology annotation, biological process: transmembrane transport. The transcript is spliced from 2 exons. The coding region runs from base 1 to 1476 and encodes 491 amino acids. The record is from RefSeq and is a predicted model, not a curated record.
AUGAGCUCAAACAGUUUAAGCCGUCAGGAAGAUUCCGAAAAUGAUUGGGAAUCGGAUAAUGAAGAGCAAGAGGAAGAGUAUCACAAAAUUCUUAGAAAAGUUGAUUUAAGACUUCUUGUCCCGUAUUCAUUUGCAUAUGUGUUCACUCAAAUUAAUAAGAACAAUAUUUCCAAUGUUGCAAUUCUAAAUCAGGAAACUGGGAAUAAUAUCAGACACGAGUUGGGAGAUUUAACAUCUGAACAGUGGGCAUGGUGUAUUAGUAUUUUUUAUUAUCCAUAUCUUUUCUUUGAAGCUAUUUUAACCCUUUGCAUGAAAUUGGUUGGACCUAGACCAUGGCAAUCAAGAAUCAUGCUUACCUGGGGUGGGUUCUCAAUGUUACAGGCAGCAACAAAACCAAAAGCUUCCGAGCUCCCUAACACAAGUAAAGGAUACGGUCUGUUAUUAGCUGUUCGUUUUUUUUUGGGGCUAUCUGAAGCUCUGUUCUUCACAUCCGUCCUUUAUCACUAUAGCUAUUGGGUUCCGGCAAGAUUAUUGAGCCAAAGAACGGCGAUCUUUUAUUCUUGGGGGAUGCUAAGUGGAGCAGUUAGUGGGAUUUUGGCGUAUGGUAUAUCAUUCUUGAAUCAAAAGGGAGUCGCUGGACAUGAAUUGAGCGGCUGGCAAUACGUUUUCUUAUUUGAAGGAAUACCAACAAUUCUAAUUGGUAUUUAUCUGAUUUUUUUUUUGCCAAAUUAUAUCCCCGAAUCAAAAUUUUUAACCGGGGACCAAAAACAAUUAUUAUUGAAGAAACUCCAGAAAACGGCCCCCAAAAAAGACGAUAAGACUUUUUCAUGGAGCGAUAUUAAACUGCUUUUGAAACAGUCUCAUUUUUACUCAUUCACAGGGAUUUGGCUAUUCCAGGGAAUUGGAGGUUGGGGAAUUAGUUAUUCCUUACCUACUGUUAUCUAUGACUUGGGCUUUACUGGUACUGCCGAAACCCAAUUACUUAGUAUGCCUCCUUCCAUUGCAGGAUUCAUACUAUUGAAUAUAUUAGGGUUCUUGCUUCAAAGACAGUAUAUCAAAGUCUUUCCAGUAGCCUUUGUUAUGACUGUUUUGCAAAUUGGUUGUUAUAUUGUCUUGAUCAGUACUAAAAAUAAUGCUGCCAAAUACAGUAUGCUUAUUAUUGCAACCGCAAUUUCAAAUUCUUUAUACCCAGUUCUUUGGCCUGAUAGAAUAAGAGUUGCGAAAGGAGCUAGUUCAGGAACAGGAUUAGCUAUUGGAUUCACCAAUUCUAUUACACAACUCAGUGGAAUAUUAGGAGGCCAGAUUUAUCAGUCUAAGUUUGGGCCUUUAUAUAGAGUAAGUUAUGCGAUUUCCAUUGUCUUUUGUGUUUUGUCUUGUCUAUCAGUUGCUUUAACAUGGUACUUGGUUGUAAGAGAUGGUUUAUUAGAGACAGAAGGAGCAGAAAAAGAUGAAGGAGUAGCAGUAAAAAGUGGUUGA